AUGAUUUUGAAUGGUCAAGGAUCUCUUCUAUAUAUUGACUCUGACUUAAUUGUUUUGGACAAUACAGAGUUUUUUCAAAAUUCUGCAUUUGUCUUUGAUACUUUAAAGAAAUUCCUUAGAUGGGGCUUGACAGGAGAAAUCUUUUUAGAAGAUUUAUAGAAAUUAUAUAUUAGCACUAGUAGAGGAGGAAAUGGAAAUUUUUAAGCCCGAUAAAUUAUUUUGAACAAGAUUUUAUUAUACAAUUCUAUCUCAAUAUAAGGAGCUGCAUUCGUAAUGAAAAUGAUAGAAGAUGGAAAUAUACAGAUUAAAGAUUCACACUUUUAAAAUUUACAAGCUAAGUUAACCGAAUCUUCAUAAGGAGGAGCCUUUCAUAUCUAAUCUUAAUCAUUAUAUUUACGAAUUGAUGUUAUCAAUACAAUAUUUCUAGAUAUUUCCUCCAGAACAGGAGGUAGUAUAUUUUAUAUAAUACCUUCAACAAAAUUAUUCAAUAUCUCUUUACUUAACUCUACAUUUGAAAACAUUUUUUCAAUUUAAGGAGGUCUAAUAUACAUUGAAAAAUCUAUCCAUUAACUAUAAAUUGUACAGAUGAAUAAAUGUAAUUUAUCAUAAAAUUUGGAUUAAUUUUAUGCAUUCAUCAAUUCAUUACAGGAUGUUACAAAUAAAGAACUGACCACUUUAACAUAAGAGUAUUCACUGAUCCAUUGCUUUGAUUGCUAAUUUUAAAUAAUUGAUCUAUAUGUAACAGACUACCCACCUACACCGUUAUUCUAAUUAUAUGGAAGCGCAAAUCUCAAGAAUAUUUCAUUAUACAAUGUUACUUUUUCUAAUCAAUUAAUGCUAUUUUCUCCAGUAAGAUAGUCUGAUUAAAUAAUUUUUCAUAAUCUAGAUUUUUCCAACUGCACUCAAAUACAAAUUACUGAAAUAAAUAUUCCUUCAAAAAGAAAUGCAAACCUUUUAAAUAAUAGUUUAAGCGCAACUUGUAAUGAAAGUUUAAUAGAUGCUCCUCCAACUAUUAUAAGUUUUAAUGAAAGUUUCUCUAAUAUUAAUCAAAUCGCAUUUUUAGAAACUUUAUUGUCAUAGAUAUAAUCAUCAAUAAUAGCUAUGAUAUUAUUUUAAUUUACAGAUUAAUAUCAAUAACAAAAAAUACAACUUUCUGAUAUUAAUCUCUAAAAUAACAAGUGCAGUAAGUGCUCCUACGGUCUAUUGAAUUUUUAGAAUAGUAAGCAAAUAUCUAUAAUUAUUGGAAAAAUCGCUAUAACUAAUUCGAAUUGCGGGAAAAAUGGUUGUAUUUCUUUCAUAUCAUAAGAUAACCGUCUUCUUUCAAGUCAAGAUUUUAAUAGCUCUUUAGCUAAUUCUACUAUCAGAAUAGAGGAUUUGUAAUGCAUCAACAAUUAAGCUUAAUACGGAGGCUGUUUGUUUAUCUAAAAUUAAAUCAUUUCAAUAAUACAAAGUUUGAUAGCUGGCAAUAAGGCAGUAUAUGGAGGAGCUUUUUUUACAAAAGGGGUUAAUUCAACAUUGAUCUCAGAGAAUUUAGUUAUUACAAAUAAUUCAGCUUAAUUUGGAAGUGGUAUCUAUAGUGAAGACAACUUGAAUAGAAAUGUUAAAGGAAUAGAAAUAAUUGAUAAUUAGGGAUUGAAUCAAAUUGAAGAACACCCUUAGUAACUCUAUCUGUAAAUUAUUAAAGACUAAAUGAUGAAACCAACAAUUAUAUAAAAUUCUAAAAAUGGCCAAAAAUCUUAAAUAAUUGGCAAAGAUGGAUAAAAUACAAUUAUUCAUAUACCUACUGGAAUAUCAUUAUCAGAAUACAGAAAAUUUGAAUAAGAAAAGAAUAGAUACAAUUAUUAAACUAUGCAAAUGAGAUUAUACGCAGUUAAUUCAUAAUUAGAAAUUGUUAGAAAUCUAACAAAUACCUAUUGUGAAUUACAAAUUAAUAAUGUGAAUAGUAGAUUAGAACAAAAUUUAUCUUUAAGUAAAAAUAAAAUUUACUUUAAUUAAUCGACGUUUUCCUACAAUUUAGAUGAUUUAAUCUUUUACAUUCCCUCAGAUUCAAAUUAAACCUUUGAAUUUAAUAUUAAGUGUAACAGUAUUUAUAUUCCAAUAAUAAACAAUAAAAACAAUUUAAUAGAGGGGUAUAAUUAUAUUUUUAAAUUAGAUAUCACUAAAACUAUGUUUUGAGUCUUUUGAUUAAGCCUAACAAGUGUUAAAUGGGAGAGUACAGUUAAUCUAUAGAGGAUUAUUGUCACUAAUGCAUAGUAGAUUAGAAAUAAUACUCCGUAAUUUUAGGAGCUACUAGUUGUCAAAUAGUAGAUGAUUAAAAGAUUUAGGAAAUAACCUAAGCUUAAAUAUACUUAAAAAAAGUAUUCUAAUCUUCUUAUUACAUUUAGGGAUAUUGGAGAAGGAAAGUGACAGCUCCUACUAUAGACUUGUGCUUAAAUAAUCAGCAAAAUUGUAUUGGAGGAUGGGGAGUUGGAAAUGAUUUAUGCUAAUAGGGAUAUAUAGGGGCUCUUUGUGAAUAGUGCGAUUAUUAUAAUGAGAGAGGAGGAGGAAAUUACGAAAGAGAGGGCUUUUUUGAGUGUUAAAUAUGCUAAAAUGAUGACCUACAAUAGCUAUUUAAUUUUGUAAUCACAGUUUUAAUGUAAAAAUGUUAUUAAUUUAAGAUUUGUAUGCCUACUUCUAAUGAUUAAUUAUUUGUCUAAAAAAAGACUUUAAUUUAUUCGUUUAAAUAUUAAGCAGUUUAAAGCACCUUUUCGAUAAAGUUUUUUUAAGUAGGAAGAAGUACUUAUGGGUUAGACCAUAAAAAUUAUAUUGUUCUAUUUUCAAAUUAUCAGUUAUACAUAAGAAUUAUCUUCUGUAUUUUCUGA
Molecule: messenger RNA, 2861 nt
Organism: Paramecium octaurelia
Lineage: Eukaryota; Ciliophora; Oligohymenophorea; Peniculida; Parameciidae
Source: the annotation of a GenBank genome assembly